This is a messenger RNA of Pundamilia nyererei, 4223 nucleotides long. It is a transcript of the gene ablim2, whose product is annotated as actin binding LIM protein family, member 2. The record is from RefSeq and is a predicted model, not a curated record. Gene Ontology annotation, molecular function: actin filament binding. NCBI's taxonomy places the organism in Eukaryota, Metazoa, Chordata, Actinopteri, Cichliformes, Cichlidae. Gene Ontology annotation, cellular component: actin cytoskeleton. The transcript is spliced from 24 exons. Gene Ontology annotation, biological process: cytoskeleton organization; lamellipodium assembly. The coding region runs from base 162 to 2399 and encodes 745 amino acids.
UCUGUGCUUCCAUGUGUAAUUUCACCAGAGCUGCAGCGUGUUCAGAGGAUGUGUCGCAACACAGUCAGUGUACUCUGAACAGAUUUCUGGGAUUUUGUCUGUAAUUAUUAUCAGCAAAGGACGUAACAGUAUAUCGCAUUUGGGCUGACAGCUGGAGGACAAUGCCAGAGGAGAAAGUGUUUCAGCAGCAGGCUGUCCACAGCCCUCUGGAGCAACAGAAGCAGAAACAGAAGCAGGGUAGCAGUGGAGGACCUGUCGCCUGCCAGAACUGUGGAAAGCCCUGCAAAGGGGAGGCACUCCGAGUUCAGAAUAAACACUUUCACAUUAAGUGUUUCAUCUGCAAAGUAUGUGGCUGUGAGCUGGCCCAGGGAGGAUUCUUUGUGCGGCAGGGUGACUACAUCUGUACUCUGGACUACCAGCGGCUGUAUGGAACUCGCUGCUUCAGCUGCCAGGACUUCAUCGAAGGGGAGGUCGUGUCCGCGCUGGGCAAGACCUACCACCCACGCUGCUUUGUUUGCACCUCAUGCAAACAGCCAUUUCCAGCCGGUGACCGAGUGACAUUUAAUGGGAAAGAGUGUAUCUGCCAAAAGUGUACCCAGCCUCUUCCCGCCAACAGCCCUGCACCCAUACAGGCUGUCCACAACUGCUGCGGCUGUGGAAAGGAAUUUAAGAAUGAACAGUCACUCGUGGCACUGGACAAGCACUGGCACCUGGGCUGCUUCAAGUGUAAAGUCUGCAACAAGGUGCUCAAUGCCGAGUACAUCAGCAAGGACGGGAUCCCCUACUGUGAAAUGGACUACCACGCCAUGUUUGGCAUCCAGUGUGAGAGCUGUAAGAAGUACAUUACAGGGAAAGUCCUUGAGGCUGGCGAGAAGCAUUACCACCCCACAUGUGCACGCUGUGUCCGGUGUGAGCAGAUGUUUGCAGAGGGAGAGGAAAUGUACCUGCAAGGAUCGUCUAUCUGGCAUCCUCCAUGCAGACAAGCAGCCAAGCAGGAGGAGAAGAGUAAGAAGCAGGUCCGGAUACAGCUCAGUGACGGCCUCGAGCAGCAGGUCGGUGCUCCUGUGACCCGGACUUCAUCAGAGAGCAUCACCUCAGUCCCGGCAUCCAGCGCCUCGGGCUCUCCCAGCAGAGUCAUCUAUGCCAAGCUAGGAGAGGAAAUGCUGGACUACAAGGACCUGGCAGCCCUUCCAAAGACCAAGGCCAUCUAUAACAUAGAUAGGCCUGACAUGUUGUCUUACUCUCCCUAUGUCAGCUACCCAUCUGACGAGAGGCACUAUGGAGAGUCUCCCCAGCUGCUUUCUCCUACUCCUACUGAGGGUGAUGGGGAAAAAUCACCCCGUCAACGGAGGCCAUCGAGCCCCAGCUCUAACAGCUCCCUGGGGGGCUAUGGGCGGUACACCCCGUCUCGUUCCCCUCAGAACUACAGCCGACCAGGACCAGAGAUAUACCUUGCCGGUAGACACAGCAGCCAAGCUUUACCCCCAGCCCUCAUGGGGGGCAUUAAGUACCCCUCCACCUGGGCCAGGAACACAUCCUCCCCACCCAUGUACUAUUCUGGUGGGGCUGAAGGGAGCAGUGGUGGUGGUAGUUGUGGCAAGUACUCGCCUACACCAACAGGUGGUAGUGCAGGCUUGUCUUUACACCUAAAUCCCACCACCCUGGCUAUGCUGCAGCAGCACAACUAUAUCCCUUACUUUAGAGGGUUCAAACAGGACCCCCUACCUGACCCUAAACCUAGGACAUCCCUGCAUCUCAGUUUACCUCCUCCUAACGGUAGUGAAAGCGGUCGGAGUACCCCCAGCUUAUCCACCUAUUCCGAUGGCAAAUCUCCCUCAUCUACUUCUACAUACGUGGCUGCUCCCCGGCAUUUCCACAUACCAGAGACUAUGGUCAAAGAUAAUAUCUAUAGAAAACCCCCCAUCUACAAACAGCAUGCUUCUAGAACAUCUUGGCAGGAUGGUGAGGAUAGCAAGAGGACCAGUUGGAUGAUUUUGAAGAGUGAGAUUGAUGGUCAGAUUGACAUCGACCCCCGCAAAUCAACCUGCAGUCUGCCCACUGACACUUCCCAACCUAAUUUCCCUUACAAUAAGUCUGCAUCUUUACCUGGCUAUGGAAGAAACGGCAUCUACAAGGCUGCUGAGAUGAUGGAGGAUGAAGUGGACCCAGACUCCCAGAGCUGGGGAGGCAUGAGAGAGUACAAGGUCUACCCUUAUGAAAUGCUGGCAGUGACGCAUAGAGUGAAAGUGAAGCUUCCCAGAGAUGUAGACCGCACCAGACUGGAGAGACAUCUAUCUCCAGAGGACUUUCACCAAGUGUUCGGCAUGACCCUGGAGCAGUUUGACCGCCUGGCUCUCUGGAAGAAGAAUGACAUGAAGAAGAAGGCACGCCUUUUUUAGACAGAAAAACAAUGCUAAACAAAAUCUCAAAAAGUAUCGGGAAGAAAACAAAAUACAAAAAAAAGCCCCAUCGGAAAUAUCUAUAUAUGCACCACCGUGAUACUCCUUCCUCCUACUUUCCACCUCUAAAACGCCAUGCCUGUGAAGCCACAGAGGAACCCUGCGAGGGCACAGUUUCACAAAGCUGCGGCGGGCAUCUAUAGCUUUUUGUAUGCAGUGUGGUCCAAAUGUUUGACUGACAACCUUAUGGAGAUUGAGGAGCUGUGUUUGCAUGGCCUGUGCUGAUGCUCCUUGCCUCCUAUGUGGUUUUUGCAUCGACCCCUGACCCUCCCAUAUGCCAGUGCUUUCAUACUCCAUAAAAAAACAACAGCUUUUUCCAAUUCUCAUGCAGGCCUUCCUCCAGGUUUCUGUGGUUUGGAAUGUUUUAUGUGCACCUUCUUUUAAUCUCAGUAUUGACUUGUUUCUGUUUCUGUACAGAGUUUGUUUUCUCUUUGUGAGGUUUUGCCAUCUUGUCUCUUUCUACAUAUCACCUGUUUGCUGCGCUGCCUUUUCUCUCUUGCUGUGUCUGCUCCUUGCAAUAGGUUACUGUUACAUAUUCAAGACAGUUCGUUUUUACACCCUUGCCAUUACAUUAGGACAGUGAAGAGACUGUAGACAUUCACUGUUCAAGCAUGUCAAGGUCAAAGACAGGGAUAAAAAAAAAACAAACAAUAUGUGAUGUUUUACUUCAAAACUGUCAAAAACCACCUCAUCAUCUUUUGUUUUUGGUUUUCCUUCUUGUUCUAUUCAAUCAGAGAAGUUGGCUACAUAGUUUUGAUAUGCGUGCUCUGGUACAUUUGAAUGUGGCUCCAUAUCUCACGCAAGCCUCUCAUAAAUCAGCCCAGAUAGAGUAGCCAGGGGCUGGAUAGCAGCCACAACUCUGAAUCACAGUCAGCGAGAGGAAGAAAAGGAGGGGUAGAAUACAGAAGGUUUCAGGGUGUACAAACAUGUCAAACAUGCUGCAUUGCUAGGGUGACGUGCACUCACAUGAAAAAAACAAAACAAAUACAAUUAUUUUUAUAAGCUAUUUUUGACUUCUGAAAAGGAUCAUUAAACCAGUCAGGAGGAUGCAGCUGAGAGAAUCAUCUUUUUCUUUUUCUUUUUUUUUUUGAACAAAAUAAAUCCUUGCAGACUAAGCUUCACAUAACUGCAGCAGACGUAAGCUGAACAAGAGAGGUUUUGUUUGAUUUUAAAGUCAAUACUCUAACUGUAUUAUAUCUUCUCAGCUAGAGAGUUAACUCUUUGUAUGUUUGUUGUUUGAAAGUAUUGUUGCGUACAGUAAUAAAGCUAUACAUUCAAGCUUUGCUCGACUUUCUGGACCGUAAAUCGAUCAACUUGCCAACUAACAUACUGUAACAUGUAUGUAAACAUAUACUGGAUAUAUAUCAGAUUUAUCUGUCUGCCAUGGUGUAUAACUCUUAAGGCAUGCAUGAGGAUGGGAAAUGGGGUUUGUCAACUGACCUGAUAUAAGAAAUGAAUGACAACAUUAUCAUAAAUGUGUUUUGAGUGAUUGAUUCUUUUCUGGUCAAAUGAAGUGCCCAGCUCAGCUCCUUACAUUAGCUUGUGUUAGGUAUUUAUUUAAUUGCAAUACUGGGGAAGGGAUUUUAUUUUUGAAAUCUUGAGUGUUGUGUCAGGGAAGAGUGCUUUUGAAGAGAAACAUAUCAAAUUUUGAGUUUAAUCUGAGUGUCAAAUGUUGCUCAUGUAAGUAACACACUAACUGUUGUCAUGCAUUGCCAUGUCUUCUUUCUAAUAUUCAUCUGCUAUUAAAGUGCUUUAUCCAAACUA